AUGGACUCGCACCAACAUUUUGGAUUUGGUGUGACUGGUGCAGGAUUUUCAUAUACAGCUCCACAUUCCACUGUUCCAUCUUUACCUACAAGGUUACUGGGGUCACUGAAAUUUGAUAUAGGGAAUUCACCAAAUUCACCCUUUUCUACUCACUUUGAUUCUGAUACCCUUACUACACUGAGUGACGGUCAGGAGCAGCACAGCUCCACAGAGAAUCUCUCAGGAGCUAGCCCUUCCUGUAACUCUUCAUUUGAAACAAACAGUUACAUUCAUCAAUUAAGCUUCAGUCCUUCUGUGGACUGUCGUCGAGACAGUCUGCAGCUCUAUUCUGGCAGGUCUUCUUUAUUACAGGAUGCAAAUUCUAGCCAGAAUAUAAAACACGCUUUGCAGGAACUGGAGAGUACUUUAAUGGGGCCUGACAAUGAAGAAGAAGAAGUCACCACACCGAACACUUCUUUUGGAGAAAGUAGCAAGCAGCAGACACAGAGGUCCACUUCAUGGAUCCAGGAGAUCCAGGAGCACCAGGGUUCACCUGUAGUUCAACGUCAGACAUCUUUUGUCUCUAGGCAAAGGCAGUUGUGUGAAUUUCAGAUUGAGAAACGUCACAAAGUAAUAGAUGAAGGGUCUCUAAAGGGUUUACCAGCAGAUAAUCUGAAGGAAUUGCUGAUUGCAUGUGCUGGAGCUCUCUCUGACAACAACAUUGAUAGUUUUGAUAAGUUGAUUGAAAAGGCUAGAGGGGCUGUGUCUGUCAGUGGAGAACCAAUCCAGCGACUUGGAGCUUACUUGGUAGAAGGGCUGGUAGCAAGGAAGGAGGCAUCGGGUGCCAAUAUUUACCGUGCCCGGAGGUGUAGAGAGCCUGAAAGCGAUGAUUUGCUCUCAUACAUGCAGAUUCUGUAUGAGAUCUGCCCCUAUUUAAAGUUUGGUUACAUGGCAGCCAAUGGGGCCAUUGCUGAAGCCUGCAGAAAUGAGGACCGCAUCCACAUUAUAGACUUCCAGAUUGCUCAGGGAACCCAGUGGGUGACUCUCCUUCAAGCACUUGCAGCAAGACCCGGUGGGGCACCCCAUGUACGGAUUACAGGUAUUGAUGAUCCUCUUUCUCUAUAUGCCCGUGGUGAUGGAUUGGAGGCAGUUGGGAGACGGCUGAAAGCUAUCUCUGAGAAAUUUAACAUCCCAGUUGAAUUUCAUGGACUGCCAGUUUUUGCACCUGAUGUCACACAGGACAUGCUUGAUGUCAGGCAUGGAGAGGCUCUUGCUGUGAACUUUCCCCUGCAGCUUCAUCACACACCAGAUGAGAGUGUUGAUGAGAACAAUCCGAGGGAUGGGCUGUUGAGAAUGGUAAAGUCACUAUCUCCAAAAGUGACCACUUUGGUGGAGCAAGAGUCAAACACAAACACAACCCCUUUCUUCAAUAGGUUUGUGGAAGCUCUAGAAUACUACUUGGCAAUGUUUGAGUCUAUUGACGUGACCCUGCCAAGGAACAACAAGGAGAGGAUCAACGUGGAGCAGCAUUGUCUGGCAAGAGAUAUGGUGAACGUCAUUGCUUGCGAGGGAAAGGAAAGGGUGGAACGCCAUGAGCUCUUUGGCAAGUGGAAGUCCAGGUUGACAAUGGCAGGGUUUCAGCAAUACCCAUUGAGCUCAUAUGUCAACUCUGUCAUAAGGAGUCUGCUGAGGUGUUAUUCGGAGCAUUACACGCUGGUGGAGAGGGACGGGGCUAUGCUGUUGGGAUGGAAGGACAGGAACUUGAUAUCAGCUUCUGCCUGGCAUUGA
Molecule: messenger RNA, 1767 nt
Organism: Prunus armeniaca (apricot)
Lineage: Eukaryota; Viridiplantae; Streptophyta; Magnoliopsida; Rosales; Rosaceae
Source: the annotation of a GenBank genome assembly